GAAUGCCUCACAAGGUCUCAGACCCUUGCCAAAUCAGGGGCUGUGUAACAGCAGCUGACCCAAAGUGUCUUUUACAAUCAGCGUGCUACGCUUCCACAGCGAUUCUCAUGCUCUGCCACAAUGAAGGCCUGGACGAUGGUAUUCUGGGUGUGUCAGCUGGGGCUCCUGUCUCUAGUGUUGCAGGCGUGCUGUGAGGCACCUGUGACCUGCCAGUGGGCCCCCUUUGGAGACUGGUCUGAGUGUGACGGCUGCACGAAAACCCAGGUGCGGACGCGGCCGGUGCAGGUGUAUGCCCAGUUCGGGGGCAUGCCGUGCUCAGGGGAGUCCGUGCAGUGGCAAAGCUGCAAUGGCAGAGGCUGCCCCCUGGAGGAGGGCUGUGGGGAGCGUUUCCGCUGCAGCUCAGGGCAAUGCAUCAGCUCCGCCUUGGUCUGCAAUGGAGACCAAGACUGUGAAGAGGACGGUUCUGAUGAGCAGAACUGUGAGGAGUCCACUGGCACCAGGGUGUGUGACAUGGAGCGGGUUCCCCCCAAUGUCGAGCUCACUGGAAGAGGGUUCGAUAUUCUCACUGGUUUGCUAAGGGGCAGUGUGAUCAACACAAAGAGCUUCGGUGGUCAGUGCAGGAAGGUAUUCAGUGGCGACCUGAGGUCCUUCUAUAGGCUGCCCAGAAGCCUAAUCAGCUAUACCUUUCAGGUCAGGACUGAUAAUGAUUUUAGUGAUGAAUUUUACAGCAGCUACUGGUCCUAUGUUAAAGACAUCGAUAAAAGAUCAAAGUCAAACCAAGGACACCAUUAUGAGACAUUCCAUAAUGAAGAGCUUAUAACAAAGGCCCACAGGAUGAUGGUGAUCAAGAACCAGGUGGAAGUGGCUCAGUUCCAGAACUCUCCACCCGAGUACCUGACCCUGUCCGAGGAGUUCUGGAAAGCAUUAGCCUCCCUCCCCACCACCUACAAUUACCCUGCGUACCGCAAGCUCAUCGACGACUAUGGAACCCACUUCCUUUCCGAGGGCUCACUUGGGGGACGGUACCAGGCCUUGCUGUACCUCGACGCAGAGACCAUGAAGACAAUGAGUUCAACCAGCAGCGAUUUCCAUGAAUGCAUAACCAAAACACGCAGGUUUCUGUUCAUCAAAUGGAGCACGACCAAGUGCAAGACCUUCGUAAAUGCAUUCAAGCAAGUCAAUGGAUUGAACAAAGUAGAGAAGUUUGCACAAAGCCCCAUCACGGGGGGAAGCCCUGCUUUCAUUGCUGGGCUCAGUAUGCUUAAUUUGGAGGACCCCGACGCUAACUGGAACAUGUACACCAAGUGGGCGGGCUCUGUGAAGGACUUCCCCACGGUCAUCAACCAGAAGCUGAGGCCUCUCCAUGAGUUGGUGAAGGAGGUUCCGUGCUCCGGCAUAAAGAAGCUCCACCUGAAGAGGGCCCUGGAGGAGUACCAGACACAGGAGGACCCGUGCCACUGUCAGCCCUGCCAAAACAACGGGCAACCGCUGCUGAGUGGCACCAUCUGCAGCUGCGUCUGCAAGCCAGGCACGUCGGGCUCUGCCUGCCAGCACGGGACUCCUGUGGAGGAUGGGCCAGGUGUGAUCCAUGGAGACUGGACUUGCUGGUCUGCCUGGAGUUCCUGUUCCCAAGGUCAAAGGUCGAGAUCUCGGACAUGCAGCAAUCCACAUCCAAAUAUGGGAGGUAAGGCCUGCAGUGGCCUAGCAGUGGAGCACACAGCUUGCGAGGACGAGGACCUUGAACAUCUGCGUACAAUGGAACCUCAUUGUUUUGAUUCAUCUCUUUCACCAACAAAGUCUUGUAAGAAUCCACCUCAUUUAAGAAAUGGGUUUGUGCUGGCCCCAAACGACGUCUAUCCAGUUGGAAGUAAGAUUGUGUACUCCUGCAUUGAGGGAUACCACCUUCUCGGGGAUGCAGUGGCAGAAUGCAGCAAGGACCUGAUGUGGAUCCGCUCAAAGCAGGAAUGCAAGAGCACUGCAUGUGGGCCACCACAGCUUCUGCAUGACGUGACAGGCAGCCCCUGGAAACUGACCUAUGAGAUCGGAGAGGCGAUAACGUUGUCCUGCCCACCGGGAAAACAGCUGGAGGGCAACUCAGAGAUCCUGUGUGAUUCUAGUCUGAACUGGUCACCGCAAGAAACCGCACGGUGUAGCACAUUACCUACAGAAGCCGUACGGACAGUUGUGCAGUGUGAGCCUUGGGAGAAGCUGGCAAAAGACAAAUGUGUCUGUAAAAUGCCUUACGAGUGCAAGUCCUCUUUGGAAGUGUGCGCGCGGAACCAGCGGGGAUCGGCGGACCGACUGACCAUUUGUAAGAUGCAGGCGCUGAAGUGUCUGGGUCGGGAGUAUGACCUGGCCGAGGACUCCGCCUGCACGCGGGCCUCCCCUAAAGCGGCAUCCUGUCCUGACUGCCAAAUGUGGGAGACGUGUAACGAGCACACCAAUCUGUGCGUGUGCCGGGAAACUGGGAGCUGCUCAGAGACGGGGUCCCUCGUAUGUGCCAGGACCGGGGAGGGAGCCCCUGCCGUGACGAUGACGGAAUGCGAGGCGGCGCUGAGGAGGUGCAGGAAGGAGACGCUCAUUGUAGUGAGCCUGCAGAAAUGUGACUCUUGAGGCUUCUUCGGAAAUAAGCCAAACUUAUUUUCAUAAAUGAAAAUACUUCAUUAUGUUUCAAAAUCCUGAUUUAUAAACAUGUACCUGGCUUUGUGGUAGCAUGAGCAAUUAAGUGAGAAUAUGCAUAUAAAAUAAAGUAGAAAAUGCCAGUCUCGUGUUUAACAUCAAUGCCCAGGCAAGGUUGAAAAGGCUUUGCUACCUAUCACCCUCAGCCACACAUCAGGCUGAGAUACAGUUGCAGCCUGACUGCUUAGUGUUUUGGUCCCCUGCGCUGAGCCCCCACCAGAACCAGGACCAAUAACAUCCCUCAAAGCGCCUCACUGUCAGGAUAAUGCGCCGUGCCUGUGUGCACCCUGCAGAUUACUGUUUGCCCGUUAAACACUGACCAGGACCCAGAACCUAGUGGCACCGACACCUGAAUUUAGAUGAUAGGGCUGUUUAAGUGAAGUUUGUGUUUAUCUUUGAGUACAUAAGCGCGAGUCAGCUUUAAGCAGGAACGGAGAAUCAAAAAAUGCACAAGUAUGGUAAAAAUUCAGCACAUAAGGCUAAGAGGAAAAAGCUGUAUAAUGAAAGAAAUUUUAUAGGUUAGAAGGAUAAAUUAAAACAGUCCUGCUACCAUGAUCCAUCCAUCCGUGAGAAACGCUAAUCGCAGUCAGGUUCAUGAUGGUGACGCAAUAAUUCAUCCAUUUUCUAACUCUCUGAUUCUGGUCAGAGCUAAUGGGGUAAAACAAUAAUCCAUCCAUGUUUUAUCUGCUCAUCCUGCUUAAUACUAUUAAUUUCUUUGAGGAGAAUCAGAGCUGUUGAAAACAGUAUCUAUUACAUGUAUUACAUGUGCUUUGUACUUCCCAUUAAAUUAUCAGUCAAUCCUG
Paramormyrops kingsleyae is the source of this 3482-nucleotide messenger RNA. It is a transcript of the gene c7a, whose product is annotated as complement component 7a. The record is from RefSeq and is a predicted model, not a curated record. Gene Ontology annotation, cellular component: membrane attack complex. NCBI's taxonomy places the organism in Eukaryota, Metazoa, Chordata, Actinopteri, Osteoglossiformes, Mormyridae. Gene Ontology annotation, molecular function: protein binding. Gene Ontology annotation, biological process: complement activation.